Molecule: messenger RNA, 378 nt
Organism: Aspergillus pseudonomiae
Lineage: Eukaryota; Fungi; Ascomycota; Eurotiomycetes; Eurotiales; Aspergillaceae
Exons: 3
Coding region: 122-328 (68 amino acids)
Source: RefSeq, a predicted model, not a curated record
AUGUACAUCAGUGUUUUGCUCGCAGCUACAUCCACAUGAAAGUGGCUUCUCUUGGCGUUUAUGCAGGUGCAGGGGGGCGAUAUUGACGUGUACAUCGUGGAUCUGGACUUUGCAUAUUCACAUGCGGUUAGGGUUGUGGUAUCAUCGCGGAGAGUUAUUGUUUGUGGAGUUAGUAAUUUUCUUUCUUUUUUUGCCUUGUUUCUUUGUUUGCGGGGUUGGGGAUUUGUACUCGGAGUAUGAGCAUUGCAUUACUUCGACUGGCUGUACAUUAGGAGUUUUGAUGGUAAUAUUGAGGCAAUGGUUUUAUGAUCCCUCGCGCUUGAAAUAGGACGUGAUAUGUAGUCACAUGGUUUAGGCUUUCGAGGACCAUAGACUUCU